Cryptococcus amylolentus CBS 6039 is the source of this 1459-nucleotide messenger RNA. RefSeq lists its product as hypothetical. The transcript has 2 exons. The record is from RefSeq and is a predicted model, not a curated record. Bases 72 to 647 code for a protein of 191 amino acids. Lineage: Eukaryota; Fungi; Basidiomycota; Tremellomycetes; Tremellales; Cryptococcaceae.
CAGCGAUUAAAAGCCUCUAUACGCUGCACAUUCCCCGAACCCCAAUCACCCGACCCUCUUCUGUCUCUCCCAUGUCUGGAUUUGUCCUUGGUACCGGAUCAGGUGUGCUUGCUGCCGCCGCGGUCUACUACACUCUGUCUACUCACUUGACAGCCACCACCGCAUCCCUCAGAUCAGAUCUUAAUAACUCCUCCGCCCUCUUGAACCAUUCCUUUGACCCUGUUACACCUCCUGCCCAAGCCGCCCUCAUCGGACCUUCAUCUUCCUCGCCUGCCCCACCUCCCUUCUCCCAAGUCCUCCGCCAGCGUUGGAACGACACCCUUACAUCCUUCGUCGGCAGUGCGCGUCAGACAGACUGGCAGGUCAUCGGCCAAGAGGUCGUGGAGGCUGGCCGGGGCGUCGUGGAGAAGUUUAGUGAGAGCGGUACGGCCGAGAAGGCGGAGAAGAAGGUGGAUAGUAUCGUGGAUGCUGUCAGAGAGAAGGUCGGGGAUGUUUUGAGCCCCGCUCCCAAUGCUCAGGAGAAGGCGCUGGUCCUCAAGAAGCCUCUUGAAGGGAUUGACCUGCAUAAAGACAAGGUCGGGACUGUGGGUGGUGUCCAAGAAGAGUUGAAGAGAAAGGUCGCCGAGGCCAAGGGGCGAAUGGUCUAGACAAAAGAGAUGCUGCAAGAUGCAUCUUUUUGAGCUGGGACUAUCGGGAAAGGGCUGGUGUUUGAAUUUGACUGACGCCUUCGUAUAUCCACUGCGGGUCGAGUAACGGCUCAGUAUAGGCUGACUUUGCAUAAUUCCAGAUAGAUCUAGAUCGUUAAAACAAUUCAAUACAUGUCGGUCACUGCCAUUAUACCCCAUUCUUCUUUCGCAAAUCAUAUCACUCCUCCGGUCUCAUUUGGCCUUCGACUCAUCGGCUUCUGCCCCCCAUCUCUGGCUCUUGUUGAUCCCGCCGUCUUGCCUUUGAAAGGUGGUAUGGUUGAUAUAGGUCCCAUCCUCGAUCCUUUCGGACCACUACUGAGGCGCUCUCGAGCAUUCAUAUUGUUCUCCAAUCGAGCAGAGUUGAGUGUACUUUUGUCCGACGAGGGCGAAAGCAUAUCCACGGGUACCGGUUUCAUCGACGGAUCCGGAGGAGACUCGUCAGACUUGUCGGACAAGAACGGCAGAGAGGAAGUCUCUGCAGACUCUGGUCUAUUCGAGGAUUGGUAGUAUGAUGGUAUGUAAUUGCUGUGCUCGACUGAUUUUCGAAUGUUGAGUGGUGCUGUCAUAUUUGCAGGGUUGCUCGCGGGGAGGGAAGACGGCAAAGCAUGCGCCUGGACAGGAGGAGCUUGCGAAGGUACGGGGGUAUACGACUCUGAUCUCAACAGACGUGUUGGAGGGCGAUCGCGUCGAGGCGCAGAUGUUUGUCCGCGCAGUGCAGGCAUUGGUGGUACGUCAAGCGUAUUCGGCUGUUGUUUGGAGAAAGACAUGGUCGA